AGCGAUUACUUCGAGGAUAAGAGGAAGGAAAUUCAUGCAAAAAAUGCUGAAAAAAGGAGCAAGUCGGAUAAUCGUAUCUUACUUAGCAUGGUCCCCAAUUCUCUCCUCGAAGUAUCUGGUCUUCCCAAAUCAGAAUCUGGUAACGAACGUACUUCUCGCACCGAGGUUGAUAGCGUAAACUCGGGCGAUCACAAUGAAGAUACAAAAGCAGAAGUUGAAGAAAAUUCCGAUGCUGCCAAACCUAGCGAGAAAGUUGUUGCAGGAGCUAAGCGAAAAGCAGAUCAUUUAGAUUCACGCCCCUGUCGCACUGUUCUUAAUCUCAAAAUUUGGCUGGCUGAGCAUCUUGGCCCUGAGUUGCCUAUUAAUUGGAUCGACGCCAUUCCUUCAGAAUCUCGAGCAAUAAUCCGCAUGAAGUCGCCCAGAGGUGCCUCUGGUGCGUAUGAUAAACUUAAAAAAGUAUUCGGCGAUAAACCCAUGAUUUAUGAUGGCUGCGAAUUGAGCUUCCGGAUUUUAGAGGGGGACGAAGAAAAAGAAAAGUGGAAGAAGAUACUCGAUGUUCAAAAUAGAAAGGGAAGACGUCGUCAUCAGAAGUCAACCUCGUCCAGUUUAUUUACUCGCGAAAAUGUUUCACUGUCGGGCUUGACAUUCAUUGACAACCUCCGGUUUUUUCUUGCGCUUUCACGUGCACUUGUUCCUACCAAGGGAUUUGCUGCCAUGUCUGCUAAUAGGCGAGACAGUUUUAUCUACCUUCAUCGCUACAUACAAUUUAGCGUAGAGGGCCAUGAGUUUAGUGUCUUACGAAGGCAGCGUGAUAUUGAUUAA
Protopolystoma xenopodis is the source of this 822-nucleotide messenger RNA. Lineage: Eukaryota; Metazoa; Platyhelminthes; Monogenea; Polystomatidea; Polystomatidae. The record is from the annotation of a GenBank genome assembly.